Aplosporella prunicola CBS 121167 is the source of this 2553-nucleotide messenger RNA. RefSeq lists its product as uncharacterized. Gene Ontology annotation, cellular component: nucleus. The transcript has 8 exons. Gene Ontology annotation, biological process: DNA-templated transcription; positive regulation of transcription by RNA polymerase II. The coding region runs from base 41 to 2281 and encodes 746 amino acids. Lineage: Eukaryota; Fungi; Ascomycota; Dothideomycetes; Botryosphaeriales; Aplosporellaceae. The record is from RefSeq and is a predicted model, not a curated record. Gene Ontology annotation, molecular function: sequence-specific DNA binding; zinc ion binding; DNA-binding transcription factor activity, RNA polymerase II-specific.
CCAAUGUCUCCUACCUACCCGACCAGCAGAAGAAACCAGAAUGCCUCCUCCCCAGCAGCAGUCGCGUCGCAAAUCCGAGUCGGGAAACGCCCGCGGCCGCGUCGCAAAGCGUUCCUGUAACGCUUGCUCGCGAUGCCGCAAACAGAAGAUCAAGUGCUCCGGAACCCAGCCCUGCGAGGCUUGCAGCAAGCGCGAUUUGUUCUGCGAGUUUGAUGAGCGCGAGCAGAAAAUCCUGGUGUCAAGAGGGUACAUCAUCGACCUGGAGCGGAAGCUGGCUCGUCGGGAGCGUGCCGAUAAUACCGAUUGUAGCACGCCCAGCUCAGCCGGCAGCGCCACCCACCACGCUGACAGGACCACGGAUGGCCGUCCGUCGCCAGACAGAACCGUGCCAGACGAGCCUCACGUGCACAUGGCCGAUCAUGAUGAUGUCUCGGUUCGAGACGAAGGAUCGGCAUCAGGUCUUGCGCCUGAUGCGAGGAGGUGGAGCGCCCAAAGCUCUCGCCCAAUGACACGCUUGGACCCCGUAGCGUCGAACCUCACCAAUCCACUCUCUACGGGCCCGUCUACCUUUAUGGGAGCUGGCAAUGGAAGGGUUUUCUAUCUUGGGACGUCGUCGAAUUGGUCAUUUACUCGGCGGGCUUUGAGUAUGACGCAUGAACACAUCCAUCAAACACCGAUCCCCACAGCAUCUCUCCUUUUCGACGGCUCUGCGUACGAUCUGCAGUGGGACGGUCACCGGACCACAUCAGGCCCGGACACUCCAGCACUGCCGACGCUCGACCACACUAUCUACUUGAUCAAUGCAGUCAAGUUUCACUGCGGCCAAAUGUUCCAUCUAUUCGACGAGGAGUCCUUCAUGGCACGUGUCUAUGACUUUUACUUGGACCCCAGCCCCUAUGUUGCGGCAGUGGAUCCGUGGUAUGUUCAUUUCCUAGUUAUUCUCGCUUUCGGAAAAGCAUUUGUUGGGAAGAGGAAUCCAGACAAGAGGCCUCCUGGCACCGACUUCUUUGUCAAAGCUCUCCAGCUGCUGCCAGAGAUGAGUGUGCUUGGGAGGGAGCCUUUGAUGUCGACGGAGAUACUGUGUUGCAUUGCCUUGUAUUUUCAAUGCUUGGACUUCCGACACGCAGCACAUAACUAUAUCGGACAGGCCAUGAGGAUGGCGCUGGGCCAGGGAAUGCACACUGACAUGCCUGUGCAGCAUCUGGGCCACACGCAAGUCGAAAGAUGUCGCAGGGCUUGGUGGACGGUAUACGUGCUGGACCGUGAAAUGACAUCUUUAAUGGGUCUUCCCCAGUCAAUAAAUGAUGAUGACCUGCAUCCUGACCUGCCGACCUUCUCCGGGUCGGUCCAGCGAACAGCCGCCCUGGGCAUGCAGAUCAAACUGUCCCGUGUUAUAGCCAGUAUCAACAGGGGAGUUUAUGGUUUCGAUGGGAAAUUGAACAGCAAGUUUCUGCUUAGCACGAAAGCGGCGCUCGCGGACAUUGCAGAUCUAGCCGACGAGCUUCGCAAUUCUUUCCCUUUGCAUUUGGACAAUCCCAUCAGUGGAGUGUCAAGAACAUCUGCUUAUCUCCAUUUGCUCUAUCACCAAUGCGUUGUCCUCGCGACCCGACCACUGUUGUUUUGCUUCUUGAAGAUACGGCUCGAAUCUCCGAAUUCUUCUCUGGACCUACAAAACACUUCGCAGUCAGUCUGGAAUCUGACAAAAAUGUGCGUCGAAUCGGCGCAACAAAUGGUCAACGUGUUGCACUGCGUACGAGCGCAAGGGCUUCUCGAGACAUUUCUUCCCUUCGACCUCGAGUCCCUCUCCGUAUCAACGGUAGCUCUUCAGCUCGCGCGAGCAGUCGACUCGCGACUAUCAGAAAACUACACUCUGUGGCUGCACCAAGCAUGGAGCAUCUUCGAAGAAAUGGUCACGGACGGGAACGUGGUAGCCGAGUUCCAAAAAGCCGAGCUGCAGCAGCUGGACGAGAUGCUGUGCCUGCUCCCGCAACAGCCACAGUCGCGAUGCCUGUCCCGCUCCCCGCCGUUCAGCGCCCAGCAGGGCGGCGGUGCUCUCGAUCGCCCGCCGUCCCAGAUGCCGCCUACUGCUGCUUCUAUGCCGCCGACUGCUGCUCAGACCGUGGAUAACGGCCUCUUGCCGUCGCCGAUAUCUGGGAUUUUGGAGGGCUUUAGCUUUGAUGGUGGCCUGACGACGGCGCAGAUCAUGGACACGGCCAAUUCGAUCGAAAGCGGCGAUACGGAGUGGCUGUCUCAUACCAUCCUGGAGCACAGCAUCUGGUAGGCCACGGAAUCAGUCUUUCAGCAGCAGUGCAGGUUUUGCCAGGCCGGUUGCCGAGGAUCAAGAUGCGGGAGGAGCCCGGAAGCCACGGAAAGCAAUAAUGCGGGAAAGCUGAGCCGAGCCGAGCCUCAUACACAAACACACAACAUCGCGAGACAACUUCAAGAGGCUUAAAAGCCGAAUGCAAAAAACCGCAUUUCUGGAUCUAGCUACCUAUCAAGUCUACAACAAACAAGCCCCGGAAUUACCACCACGCAACCCCAAAUGAUGCCUCG